AUGACGAAAGCCUCGUCGUUCCAUGGAACAGGCAUUAGUCUUUUUCAGUUACCAACAAUUAGUAAUCCUGGCGAAGAGAGGCCUCCAGUGGCGUUACCGCCGCAGGGAACCGGGCAUGCUCUUCCAGAGGAAUACGCAACUGUUUACCCCGUAGAGUUGAACACGAGCAAGGCAGUUGUACCAACGCGUGAUAUGAAAGAAAUAGUUAGUUGUAUGGCUGAAGCGAAACGUAGUGAGGAACAGUGGGUGGUGCAUUCUCUCGAAAAACUUGACGAAGAAUCAGUGACCUCAGGAGAUACGUUGGCUUGGGCAGCAUUUCAUGCUUCGGCCAAGACGGAAGAAGAUCCACCUGCUUUGACUGCACUACUCCAUUGUUCUACGAAAAGGCGGCGACCCCAGCGAUGGUCAAGCACGCAUGGAUGUCAUACGGCAGGCAGUUACCUUUCUAAAUCCGAGCCAGGUUCCUAUCAUCACCGUUGA
Messenger RNA from Paramuricea clavata, 480 nucleotides. NCBI's taxonomy places the organism in Eukaryota, Metazoa, Cnidaria, Anthozoa, Malacalcyonacea, Plexauridae. The record is from the annotation of a GenBank genome assembly.